Messenger RNA from Phytophthora sojae, 1542 nucleotides. RefSeq lists its product as hypothetical. Bases 1 to 1542 code for a protein of 513 amino acids. Gene Ontology annotation, cellular component: cytosol. The record is from RefSeq and is a predicted model, not a curated record. The transcript has 9 exons. NCBI's taxonomy places the organism in Eukaryota, Oomycota, Peronosporomycetes, Peronosporales, Peronosporaceae.
AUGUCACGCGCUGCUGGCCGCUGGGCCGUGUGUGCUGCUGGGCCGUGUGUGCUGCUGGGCCGUCUGUGCUGCUGGGCCGUCUGUGCUGCUGGGCCGUGUGUGCUACUGACGCCGGGCCAUUUGCUGCUGGGCUAUGUGCGCUACUGGGACGUGUGUUGGGUUACGCCUGUGCGCUCUCGUGGCGUGUGGCUCAAGUGGCCGAGGGUUUGGACGAGUAUGACAGGCGCUGCUGGCCGCUGGGCCGUGUGUGCUGCUGGGCCGUGUGUGCUGCUGGGCCGUCUGUGCUGCUGGGCCGUCUGUGCUGCUGGGCCGUGUGUGCUACUGACGCCGGGCCAUUUGCUGCUGGGCUAUGUGCGCUACUGGGACGUGUGUUGGGUUACGCCUGUGCGCUCUCGUGGCGUGUGGCUCAAGUGGCCGAGGGUUUGGACGACUCGUGAGGUUGAGCGCCAGGCCUUCGGGCCUGGAGGAUCGGGUUCAAACCCCGACAUGGGCAUCAAGCGCAUUGUGCUUCUAGCCCAAGUAGCUCUCCGGUUUUGCGUUAACUGCGUCACGAAUAAUGACAAGAACCAGGGGGUCGCUUGGGGAUUGUUCUUCCCUGACGAUUUCCAGAAAAUAUGGGUGGAGUGCCAUAAGUAUCGCAAGGUUGUGGCAUUCACCGUGACGCUGAUUCUGAAUUGCGUCAAUUCAAGCAUCACUGGAUCCGAGGAUCUUGCUGCUCGUCGUGUUGAUUUGGUCUGCGCUCGUAACUUGGUAAUUACAAUUCUUCACCGCUGUAUGGUGAAACCAGCCAAAUCGAUGAACACUGAUGAGCCGACGCAAAGUGGUCCUCGCAUUGACGACCAGGGCCCAGCGUUCGAGUUGAUUUGUACUCUUUUCGGAGUACUUUUCCGUGAUGGCCGGAUCAAAGAUCUGUACAACGCUGUGGGCGCUCACAUGCUAAGCAAGCUCUGGUCUCGAGUUACUCCGGAACAACUGACGAUGUGGGCAGUGUCUUCCACAAAGACGGCUGCAGCCGGUGCUACCCAAGAAGGAACCGGCAAGAAUCUCCCGCUCCCUGAUGGAACUUUCGAGUAUGAAGAAGGGUGGAUCGAGCUGGAAAACGAGGCCAAGCUGAUGGAUCUCGACGUGCUUGGAGAACUGACUGUGGGUCACAACAAACUCGACGCGGAUGUCGCCCGCGAGCUACUACUUUCACUGCUGCAAGAGCUUCAACGAGUUUGGGAGCUUGGCCGCCAGAACCCAACGUCAAGGAAUACACGCGCGGCGGGUACAACUUCCCACCUGGACCUCGUACGCGAACAGGGCUACUUGCCUUUGUUCCUCAACCACUGCAACAUCGACGAGACGAACCCCAUGAUUCGCGAGAGGUCCUUGGUGGCGCUGUGCAACCUGUGCGAGGGGAACGAAGCCAACCAGUCCUACACCAAUGCCCUUCGGCCACAAGGCAUGGAUGCUAUCUCAAAUGCGGUACUUGAAAAGGCAAAAAUGUGUGCUGAUAUCAGCGAAGGUGGCAAGGUCACAUUGAAAAAGGAGGACGAGUAG